UGCAAUUCCAACGUGUUUGCGCCCGCCACAGCUUCCAAAACACAUACCACAUUGAAAUCCCACACUGCCGCGCUAUAGCCUCCGUGUCCACCGAGUGCCUGCGAAUAUAAGUUAGAAGCUUGGCACAGAAAUAAGAACGCAUAUCACAAACGGCAAGCUUUUCUUAAUCAGCCUCUGCCCGGCGUAAGGGCGUGUUACAUCUCACAACGAAGGGCACAAUGGCCUCAGAAAUGGAGACCAACCCUCUGAUAUCAACACAAAAGUCCGACUCGGAGCUCCAUGUCGGCCUGCAUCCUCUCGUGCUUCUCACCGUUUCCGACUACAUAACAAGGCACACACUCCGAGGACAGACAUGUCCCAUAGUCGGAGCGAUUCUAGGCCAGCAAAAUGGAACCAAAAUCACAAUGGAACAUGCUUUUGAGUGCUUGACGCAGUCUCUUCCCAACGGCGAUCUCUCUCUAGACCAGGAUUGGUUCACCAACAGGCUAGACCAAAUGAAACUUGUCCAUAAAGAUCGGAACCUAGACCUCGUCGGCUGGUUCACCUUACUCCCCCGCGCCGGUCCCGACCAACGACUUCUACAGCUGCACAACCAAAUCCUAGCUAUUAAUGAGUCUGCCGCCCUACUGGCUCUCCACCCUGAAGACAUCGCUGCGGCUGCUGGCAGCAAAUUACCCGUCACAAUAUACGAGACAGUCCUCGAAUCCGAUGAUCAGAGGCAGAACCAGUCCAUCGGUGGCGAUGAGGAGAUGAAGGACAGCGGAAACGAGUCUGCCGAGAACUCAUUGAGGCCCAGGUUUCGCGAGCUUCCUUACUCUGUAGAGACGGCCGAGGAUGAGAUGAUCAGCAUGGCCUUCGUCGCCCGCGGCGGCGCAAAUGCUGGAACAGCGACUGUGGUUGACGACCCCGCGAACCGAAAGAAGUCGUCAGUCUCAUCAGUUCAGGUCGAUACCAAAGGCAAGCGAAGGGCGGUUUCCAAAGAAGAGGAGGAGGAGGAACCAGGCGCCGCUGAGCCUGUCGUCUUAUCUCGCGAAGACGAGGAGCUUGUUUCGACCCUCACGGCCAAGGCGAACGCUAUCAGGAUGCUUUCUGCGCGGAUCCAACUCAUCAAAAAGUAUCUGGAGGGACUACCUCCAUCGUAUCUAUCCAGGGACCAGAGUGGAUCAGCUCCGGAUGUCUCGGAACAAACCAGUGGCGCCACAGCCCCGUCUCCAGUGUUGCUCCGAUCGAUCCAGGCAUUGGUCAACCGCAUCCCUCUACUAAUUCCUUCAUCGACGGAAGCGUUCCGGCAAGACAUGCUGAGCGAGGCAAACGACGUACAGAUCGUCUCACUUCUCAACGACGUCUUGCAAAGUGUCAACGAGCUGAGGGACGUUGGAAAGAAGUUCCAUGUGGUUGAGCUGGCCAAGCCACGCAAGGGUGACAACUCUUCAUUACUUGGGAUCCAGCAACAAUUGUCUACCGCCGGCGAUAUCAUGUCGUGAGCAGUACAUCGAGGUGACACACUAGCAGCUAUCUAACCUUCCGGCGUGGAUGUGGUGAAUGAUGGUAAUGGAGUUUGACGAUAUUUUCAUUUUGGAGCGACACGUAAUAGAAUUUUUUUUUACUUACUUUGGCAAUCAAGAAUGCUGCAGAAGCAAUGGGAACAGCAUGAACUAUCAAUGAAGUUACGCAAGCGAGAGUCAUGGAGCGUCAGCCUUACGGACAUCAUGAGUAAAAUCUACCUAACCCCUAAAGGUUACUUGGCAUUGACUGGCUGGGAGGAGAAUUGUGCUACAGCAGCCGCUUCCUUGAGCUUCCCCUCGGGCUCACGAUGGCGAAAAUGGGACAAAAUGAGGGCGGGGAAUAGCCCGUAGUAGUGUUGAAUAGUUCACAGAAGUAGGCAAAGAUAAGGAGACAAUUCUGAUAUGAUACCUUUUCACAGGUCUCGCCUUCUAUCCCUUAUAUGACAUUGGGGUUAUAGCCCAAG
This is a messenger RNA of Pyricularia grisea, 1969 nucleotides long. RefSeq lists its product as uncharacterized. The coding region runs from base 219 to 1484 and encodes 421 amino acids. Gene Ontology annotation, cellular component: COP9 signalosome. Lineage: Eukaryota; Fungi; Ascomycota; Sordariomycetes; Magnaporthales; Pyriculariaceae. The record is from RefSeq and is a predicted model, not a curated record. The transcript has 2 exons. Gene Ontology annotation, molecular function: protein binding; metallopeptidase activity. Gene Ontology annotation, biological process: protein deneddylation.